This is a messenger RNA of Neomonachus schauinslandi (Hawaiian monk seal), 1388 nucleotides long. RefSeq names its product membrane spanning 4-domains A13 (gene MS4A13). Gene Ontology annotation, cellular component: plasma membrane. Lineage: Eukaryota; Metazoa; Chordata; Mammalia; Carnivora; Phocidae. Gene Ontology annotation, biological process: cell surface receptor signaling pathway. The coding region runs from base 343 to 873 and encodes 176 amino acids. The transcript is spliced from 7 exons. The record is from RefSeq and is a predicted model, not a curated record.
GCCUGAGGAGCCUGAGGGCCUGCUAGGUCCUGGGCUCCUUGCUGCUUCAGUGAUGCUUGCCCAGCAGCGUCUGGGAACCUGGCCCUGAGGGCGCCGCCCGCUGACAUCUGCCUCUUGAUCUGGGCCUGGGCACUGGCGGUAGGACCUGGACCGGGUGCUGGAGGAGUGCUCCUGGGCAAGGAGACCGGCCCACGCCGGGACUCCGCCCCCUUAGCCUGGGCCUGGACCCAAGAGGGCGAAACUCGAUCCUUAGGACCUUGAACAAGUAAAAUGAAGGAAGUUUGCUAAUAAAAAUAUCACCAAAGAUUAGAAGCAUAAUCAUCUAGAGGAAAUGCUGGUAGUAUGGCUCCAUGUAUGUGUUCAAAAAUCUCUACAGCAGAUAGUCUUGUUUUAGGGGCUCUCCAGAUUAUGAUUGGCAUAUUUCAUGUUUUCAUGUGGUAUUUCCUAUUGAUUUUGUAUAUGGGACAAAUUAGAGGAGUCUUUGGGACGUAUGAACCUAUAACUUACAAAACAGGAUGUGCUUUAUGGGGAAUUUUUUUUAUCAUUGCAGGAGUCUCCAUAAUAAGAGUAGUAAGGCAUCCAACUCAAGGCAUGAUUACAUUUGCUUUGAUCAUGAACAUCUUCUGCAUAAUUGUUGCAGUUAUUGCAUCAAUUCUAACAACAAUUGAGUUGUCUUCUUUUAAUUCCGUGUCAUAUAGGAAUUAUGGACAAGCAAAACUUGGAAGGGAAGUUUCACGGAUUUUACUGAUGUCUUACCCCUUGGAAUUUUCUAUUGCAUUAACAUACUCAAUCUUUGGCUGUAUUGGUUUGAGUCAUCAUCAUAAUGAAGAUACUCUCACAGCUGUUACAGAGGAAGCUGAGAGCACUUUUUAAAAACCUUAGAAAUGUGAGAUUUUUCCUGGUGCUCAUACCUGAUGUGGGCAUGAUAUCUGUAUAACAAGGCUGCUACAAAGCCCACAGAUUUUGUGCAAAAGAAAAUACAAACAAGUUGGAUUUUUCUUCUUGGUAUUCAAAAAUUUCUCUGCACAUAUUUUUGUAGGCUCCAAGUAGAAAGCUUUUCCCUAUUUAAAUAUAUUAUUACAGGAAAAAUUUAUUUUCUAGGUACUCUGAACCUGUCAACUCUGUCUAACUCUGAAGCUGUCAACUCUCCCUAAUAGAGCUUUUGUAAGAGACCAUAAAGAAAGAUUUGUGAUUGUCUCUAGGCAAUAAAGACUUGGAGCACGAUACUAUGUAAUUCUCAGGAAAACUUUAAAUAAUUUAUGCCCCUACAAGAGUACAUUUCAGUAUGAGCUCUUCUACCUGAACUAGCUUCUACCUGCAUCCAACUCAUAAUCCCUUCAUUGUUUUUCUUUGACUGCUCCUGUCCUCAUUAAAGUUCCUUUCUGCCC